This is a messenger RNA of Neodiprion virginianus, 7133 nucleotides long. It is a transcript of the gene Teh1, whose product is annotated as protein tipE. The record is from RefSeq and is a predicted model, not a curated record. Lineage: Eukaryota; Metazoa; Arthropoda; Insecta; Hymenoptera; Diprionidae. Gene Ontology annotation, molecular function: sodium channel regulator activity. The transcript is spliced from 3 exons. Gene Ontology annotation, biological process: regulation of sodium ion transport. The coding region runs from base 1742 to 2656 and encodes 304 amino acids.
CGACAGUGGGUCGCGAGGCUCAGGAGUGUAAACAAGAGGAGUCCUUUGGGGGGCGCAUGCGCCCGGGGACCCCGCCCUGUCGCGAGGGGAGAAAUUUUCGAAGGCUGUAGUUUCUCUGGUCUCAGUACGCGAAUGCACUCGCGACCCGCGGGACGCCGAGUCCUCGUAAAACGAUGAUAAAUUAUUGAAACCAGAGUUAUACCGCCGCUUAUGUCAUUCGUAUCAGUGACAAGUUUAUUACGGAAUCGAUCCGCAUGUGUGCACGAGGCGUUUGUCACGGAUGGACAAGUGCAGCGCGACGAUAUUCGAGGAGGAGGAUGAAUUGAAAGGAGGCCCGUUGCUCCGAUAAACGAAUAGAGUCAAAUUUGUAGCGAAAUAGGAAAAAAAAAAAAAAAAAAAAAAAAAAAAAUGGAAAUAAUUGACAACGAGUAGUUUUUUCAACCCGCAGCAGCGUCGCAGUCGAAGUUUAAUAGAAAAGAAAAUUCAUUUUUAUUCGCUACACGUCGACCGCGCGCGUUAUAAUAUCGUGCGAUGAUCGCGUGUCUGACCGAUGAAAACGCUUCUGUACGUUGAGAAGAGCGGAAAAAAUAAAAUAAAACAAAAUAAAACAAUAAUCCACGUCGUAUCCUGCCAACUGUACGUAGCUUUAAAGUAUAGACGAUAUAUUUUUUAAAUUUGAGCAACGUAGAUGAAACGGGAAAAAAACAAAACGAGAAACGUAAUUUGAAAGGAGAAAAAACUGCGUCGAAUAACCUCCUUCGAUAUAAUUCAACCGUAGCGAAGUUUAGGGAAAAUCAGGGGGUGACGGUUUAAAGAAAUUCGCAAGCAUGCCGCCGUCGGUGAAUCGAUAUUUCAAAUACCCGACGAGUUAACGAAAGCUUUUACUCAGAAAAAGAAAAUAUUAACCUUCUCAAUCGAGAUGAACGAGAUGGAGAAGAAGGAUUCAAGGAAAGGGCCGAAAAAAACCCUUAACGAAGCUGUGUAACCGCUUUCGAACAGCCGCGGUUGUGUACGAAGUUACGAGGAGCGAAAAAAGGAGGUGGAAAAAAUCGAGAGGAUGACGAGGCAGCGGAAGCCAUCCGUGUGAAUUAUUUUUUAAUCAAGCCGCCCCCGUUCACGUUCAAGCCAAUACUUAGGUACGCAACGUAUACGUGUAUGUAUGCAUACAAGAUCUUGGAGCAUCUUGAAAUCCUCUUAACGUUGAUUAAAAAAUCAUAAAUCAAAUCGCCGAACCGCCCACCUCGUUGAUUGGCGCUAUAUCGAAUCAUGCCCUCGAUAAUAAUUUUUCAUCCCGUCGGAAUAUAACGUACCUGUGUAUACACGUAUACGAGUAUACGAUCCUCGCGGAUCUCGAUCAAGCAUCGUUAAACUUAUCGAAAUGAGCGGGUGAAAAGGAUCGCUUUCUUUCAAAACACGACGCGCGAUAUCCUUGAUCGAGGGACGAACAAUCGAAACCGAAAGGCCUAAUUAUGCCCGACGACCUAAUUGCGGUAUCGGACUAUCGUAAGAACACGUCGACCUAAGAAACGAGAAGAAGAAGAAGUAGGAAAAUUUACAAGGCGAUAAGAGUUUGAAGGCGAGAGAUAAAAAAUAAGGUAAAACAACCGAGUUCCCGCCCAAAAGAGAAGCGACCGAAAUCGGAGUCCCUUGAUUCAAAUGAGUCCUCCGACAUCGGCGAAAGGAUCGGCGUCGAGCCAAACCACGUAACGACGCGUCGACGGGAAAGAAAGGCUGCGGUGUUAUGCGUGGCAGCAGCUCGGAGCUUUUGCUUGACUCGAGUGCGGCUCGCGAGAGUGAAAAGUACGAGAUUCAGCAGCAAGAACUACGACGUCGCAAGCUGUUCGAGCUCGGUUUCGGGGCGUCGCGGCGCCGACCGCCUCGGCGAACCUGCCGUCAGCGGUUCAACUUCUACGCGACGUCGGCUCUGGCCCUCGUGGCGACAUCCGGGGGAGCGGCCCUCCUCUUCCUCGUGCCCCUCUACGUCGACCCGGCAAUCAGCACCCUGGCCGCGGACUUUUCACCCCAUCCUGUAACCUGCACGACCUCCCGACGCGAGGACCUCGCCGGUCUUUUCAACUGUUCCUGGAGCUCUUGCCGCGAGGGAUGCACCAGCGACGUCUACAGGUGCACCCACAUCUACGUCACCUACGCACCCUGGAACAAUUCGUCGUCCGGGAAUUAUUCCGGCGAGGAGAUCGACGCGGGAACGUCGCCCCCGGUCGACCUCGGAACGCCAGCCACGGAUCUCGUCGGCGAGGUUGAGGCGAUACUGAUGGUUAACAUAAAGGGAUGCGGCUACCCGCCGAUAGUCGACUGCGAAAACUUCACCAAGGAGCUCGGCUUCGAGGGAUCCAAGUUCCCCUGCCACUACAGUCGCGUUAACGGGAGUAUAGUGAUGGCCGACUACAAUCGUGAGGCCCAAAUCGCGACGAUUAUGCACUUCUUUGCCGCACCAUUCGUAGUGACUUUGGCCACCAGUGUUGCUCUUUGUGUUAUGCAUUGUGACUGCAGAUGUGCCGCUCCUCCGAGACACCCUCAGAGAACCAUGCGGAGGCCCAGGAUCGACGAUCUCAGCGAUCACUCGAUAAGCAACAGGGUCGAUCGGCGGGGUCACGUGCCACACUGCGAAUGCGGUGACGUAACGAGGCCCUUAUGACGUCACGAGGAGACGGCGGAAAGCGUCCUGCCGACGUCGCAGUCCGAUCUCUAGGACACGAGGUGGAGCGACCUUCUGCACUCCGUCCUUUCCGCCUCUCCGGAAUUCUACCGACAUUUCAACGUACGUAUGAAGAAUUUCACCUGCAAGCGUCUACGCCCUAUGAUUAAUCAAGAUUUUCCGUUUCCCGUUUCAUUUUACUCGCGUUGAUUGUAAUACACUUGCCUUUACUGUAAUUCAGCCGGUCCGAAUUAGUUAUUCGAUUUGCGAGAUCAAUUGAACAUACGAUUAAACGAUGCGGAAAAAUGCUUUUUUUUUUUCAAGUUGCUAAUUUCGCCAACCGGUAACCGGAUUUUCAUUCAACUUCAGACGCGUCCUAAUUCGUGGAAGUUUUCAUCUAUAGAAAACGACGAAAUAUGAUCUAUAAAGUCGCUGCGGUUGUAUUUCGGUAUUAUUCGUAAAAAUUCCUGACAGAAGAUAUUAUUUCACGUCGCGGUGUUACACGAGAAAUUUCGCGAGAUCAAAUCUGGUACGCGUAAUAACUUCGUAUCCGCAAACAUGCAGGUUAGCGGGGAGAUAAUAAACUGCCCAGCAGUUUGAGAAUGAAAUAAAAAACAAGAGAAGCUGGAACAAACUAAACUAAAAUCUCUGCAGCGACUUGUGAUAUAGAGUUUCGUAAAACUUGAUCUCAUCCCUUCGCUGUUGUAAUUGAAAAAAGAAAGUAAUUUUGCAAUGGAUACGCGGAAAGCUUUGUCAUUUUCUCAUUUUUCAAUUCUUUUUUAUUACUAUUAUUAUAAUUAUUAUUAUUGAGUGCGUAAAGGAAGUGUAUAAUAUAUAUGUAUAUUAUAUUGUUACAUGAUAAUGUUGCGCAAGAAUCGCGUAUAGUGAUGAGUAUGAUAAAGAAAAAUGAAAAAUUGUUGAAACAUAUGUAAGAGGUAACAAAAUAGCCGUCUAUAUAAAUAAUACGUAUAAAACGUAAGUUAACGGUAGUUAUAGGAUAUUACAUAAAAGCCUACGAGGGGAUUGAUUGACUUAUCGAAGCUGCAUAGAAGGGAGAUUGGAGCAAUAUAAUAACAAUAAUAAUAACAACAACAACAAUAUAGCUACGGUGUAUGAAAAAAAAAAAAAAAAAGAAAAACAAAAAUAAAAUAGCUCUGUAUUCUAUACUGUAUCUCUAUAUCUAUAAAUAUUAUUAUAGUGUAGAGGUGUAUGGGCUGUGUCUCGACUGACGAUGGACCAAAUCGAUACAGUUUUUUUAUAGGAAUUGCGAGUUGGAGAAAAAUUUAAACAAAAUAAUAAUAAUAAUAAUAAUAAUAAUAAAAAGUGAAAAGAGAAUAGUUAAUGGUGAGAUCAUCCCUAGAUUAUUCAACCUUACAGGAAUAACACAUCAGGCAUCAUUUUCUAUUAACCGGGAAAUUUUUCCAUUUCCUUUCGGAUGAUUUAUUUACAUGGAAAUUGCAGCGUUUGUUCCAGUUUUUUUCAGUUUUUUUUUUUUUUGUUUUGCUUUUUUCUUUUCCGUAUGAGCUUGAUUCUUAGGAAAACGUCGUGAAACUAAAACUCCAUUCUUGAAUAAAAUAUCUACCAUCUCUACGCGAGUUGAUACAAUAUUGAUGAGAAUUACGGAGAAGGGUGGAAGAAGAUAGAGGAACGAAUUUAUCCCAGCAUUUUGCAGACCCUUAAAAUCUCUACGAAACCGCGGAGCUCGGAUUAAACAUUUAAACAUAUCUUUUGGGGGUUUUUUUUUUCUGAGAAAAUCAUUAUUUUUGACGAGAGUUUUCAACUUUUUAAAUCGAAAAAUGGAUUUUUUCUCACAAGAAACUUGCGUUUUUUCUUCAAGAUCAAUUUAUAACCCCGUUGAAUAUAAUCGUCUGCGGAUUGUGAAACAAAAACGAUUCACGUUUCACGCAAUUACUCGUAUACUUUAUAAUUUAUGAAAAUCAACUGUAAAUUUUUUUAAAAAUUCGAAUUUACCGAAUGACUCGUUUUCAAUACAUAACGUAACGAUUAAUUAUGUAAGCGCUAUAAUGUAGCAUAAGUUUACACAAACGAUUUAUAAAAUACACUAAAUAUUGUAAUAGUGAAAUUAUUCAGCCAAUAUCUGUAACAAAUCACAAUGUUGAGGCGAUCAAUUCUGAGGAAUUCCAAAAUCUAAAUUGUCAACUGCUCAUUUAUCCAUUUCCGUUGAGAAUUCGGAGAAAUGCAGCUUAAUCGUCGAUAUUACGCAUUGCAAAGUGGAUUAAUCGUUGUAACUAAAUACAUAAACCUACAAUAUUUUACCGAAAAGGGCCUGGAUGUCAUUUUUGUAUAUAUCCUAACGACUAACAUACACAUGUAUGUAUAUAUAGAUAUAUACGUAAAUAUAUACAUGUACGCAUACAUACGUGAUAGAUGAUAGAAAGUGAAGAAAUAAAUAAAUCGAUUAUAAGCGAAUGAAUAUUAACCGAAAAUUAUGAACAAACGUAAAACGAUUUAACAGGUGUAGAAGAAGAUAUUCCUAAUGGAAAAUAAACAUGGUACGUUAAAAAAAAAAAAUAAUAUACACGCGAAUAGAAGAGAAAGACAGAAAAAAAGAAAAACAAAGAGCAGAAUAUAAAAGAUAACGAAUUAAAUAAAUUGAUAAAUGAUAUAUUUAAAGCAUAGAUCGCGCGUCACGUCGUUUAAGCCGCAUGUGUUUAUGCUAUGUAUGUAAUAUUUGAAUUAAAAUUAUAAUACGCGUAGGUGUAAACGGUAUAAGCAAAGGUUACGCUGUAUAAGUAAUUAAAAGAAAUGAAUAAACUACCUAGUGCACGCGACAAUAUACUUAGGCGCCGUUUUUCAACUUGGAAAGCAGGUAAAAGGACAAAAAAAUAUAUAAAAAAAAACAAACGAGUAAAAAAAGAAAAAUGAACGAAACUGAAGUAAAAUUGAAAUGGAGCGAAAAAAAAAAAAUAAAUAAAAAACCAAAAAAAAAAAUAAAAAUAAAAAUAUAAAUAUAAAAAAAAUAACAGAGAUAAGAUUUAAAACGAAAAGAGUAGGAUAAAAAGUAACGUUAUGACGCGAUAGUAAUUAUAUAUAUAUAUAUAAAACAUGAAGAAUGUGAGGUCAGGUUUAAAAAUAGGAAAAUUCCCUAACCCCGCGAAACGUUCUACGACAUACAUUAUAUUCGGUAAUUGCGCGCUUUGCCUUUGACAUUUUCCUUCUUUGUCCACUGUGCGCGUACAGUAUCACAUGAUAUUAUCAAAAAUUCUUCAUCCUCCGACGCGUUCGCAUGCAACGUAUAAUAUAAUCCCUCGGACACUUGCGUCACCGUUUUAACAAUAUCCGUGCUUAUUUUCGACGUAUUCCCUGCUCUGUGAAACAUUUUUUAUCACCGCAAUGCUAAAUCCUGGAAAAAGAUUUAUCAUCGCCGUUUCGGAUAUUCUCCAAAGAAUUUUCACCCCCGUAAAACAUUACGAUCAAUUGUUACAGACGUAUGAAAAUUUUAUACCCGCAUUAACGUGUAACAAGAAAUUGAAAAACAAGUUCACCCGUAUGUUUCGUCACAGACGGACGUUUAUAUGCCACCUUACCUAUAUUGAAAUUAUUACAUAUUGUACGAUCACGUUUGAGUGAAUAUAUUAUACAAGUUUAAAAUGCGUGGAACACGGAGAAUUAAUUUUUUCAAAAGUCCGAGAUUCUCUUGGCUCGUAUUGUAUAUAAUAUGAUACGUUUGUGAGAAAAAGAAAUUAAAAAAGAAAAAACAAAAAACAAAAAAAGAGGAAGAAAAAUGUACGAGAUAAACGAGUGAGGGUGGGAUGAGGGAGGGGUGGAAAAAAAAGCGAACAAAAAAAAAUUCAACUCAAAGUGAAUUAACAUGCGGGAUUAUGAGACAAAAAUGGCUGAGUAUGUAACUAAACACGCGACGCAAUGGCCGAAUUUCAACGCGAGUGUAUUACGGUAAUUAUUAGACGAUACUAACGAAUAUUAUAUAUUUGUGCUGUUAAAUAACGAUGCAAUCCGCGAAUGCAUAUCAAUUAUAUAUAUAUAUAUGUAUACAAUAAUCAGAAUAUUAUAUUUUAUCCUCACGAUUAAUUAUCAGUAACAAGUUACGCGUAUAAUACGUUAUUAAUUGUAAUAAAUUAUUAAGCGAGUUUUGACCGCCUUCGCUUGCGAAUUGUAUUAAUUAUCAAUAAAUUGCUGAAAUAUCGAUAAAAAUCCGUGAAUACGUUUCUAAUUGCGAUAGAUAAAACGAAACGCGAAAAAAUGUAUGAAACAAAAAACAAGGAACAAAAAAAAAACAAACAAAAAACGUAGAACCGAUGCGAAUCCAAUCUUAAAAUAAUCACGUGCAUAGGUAUAAAUAAUUGUACACGAUACGCGAAAUACGAUAGCUGCCGGAAUCACGGUUAGGUAAAAAAAAAAAAAAAAAGAAAAAAGAUUAGGAAAAAAAAAGAAUGUAACGAGUCGACGGGUGGAGAGUGAGAAGAAAAAACCGAGAGAAACCGCUUUCGAUCGUAAA